CUGUUUAAAAAUCAUCACCAAUCAUCACAUUUCUCGUUCACAAGAUUACCAAACAUCGUUUAUCCGUUUAAUUUUCGUAUAAUACUUAAAUCUUUUGGAGUAGAUUACAUAUGAAAGUGCGUGCUCUAUUUAAGUUAAAAAAGGAUUCCGAUAGUUUUACAACUUAUUUAAUCAUGGCUAAGAGAAAAGCAAUUUCCAGCAGCGGUAGUGAAGAAGAAUACGAAAGAAGUUCAAAAAAAUCUAAAAAUUCCAUUAAUCAUUCUAUAAUACAAGCAGCGAAUUUUAUGUCAAAAAAUCAGGCCCUUCACAAAAGUUUAAACUUAAGUUCUAGUUUAUUGCUUCCCGAUGGUAAUGAGAAAGCUAAGAAAAAAUCAAAAGUACAAAAGAAAGUAGUUACUUCUGAAAGUGAAGAGGAGAUAAAUGAGCAGAUAAUUCCUAAUCAUAAUAAGCAUGAAGAUGUCAAUGCAACAAACUCUUCAUUUAAGAAAGACAGGAAAUCAAAGAGUCCUAAAAAAAGGAACAGCAAAGACAAAUCCUAUGAUGCUUUUACUCCAAGGUUAGUACCUAAAGAAGAAAUUGUAGAGGGAUUAGAAGUAUUUGAUACAAUUAGCCCAGAAGAAGAUGGUAACCUAAAUGCCAGUAGCAAUGAGAAUAACUCCAGACAUUCUUAUUCCAAUAUUGAAGAAGAUGAUGUAAAUAUGAUGAAUUCAAUUGAAGAAAAGGUUCAGAAAGUGAGAGUUCUUCAGGAAGUAAGGAUUAGUCCAUCGAAGGAUCCCAAGCAACAACUAAAAAAUAUAUACCCCAAUUUGCAGCAACGCCACAUAAAAACGAAAAUAAAUUUAGGUGAUUCAGAUGAAAUUUUUUUGUUUCGCACGCCUAAAAACGUAGACGUACAAAAUCUACUAAACACAUCUAUCGACUUAGAAGAAGGCUGUAAAAUUAAUAUAGGUGAAAAAUAUAUUAUCAGACCAACAUCAAAAAUUCCCCACCCUACACUACUGUUGAGUAGUUUGAGCAACAUUUUCCGUUUCAAGAAAAACAUAGUGAUGGAGAAAUAUAUGAAACCACCUAAAACACUGAAAUUGCCUGUAAAAGAAAAAACUGUUAUACCUCUACCUAAUGACUUGAAGAAUCGCCACCCACUGUUUGGAAAUGAUUUUGAGGAAAAGAUCCAAUUGGAUGAAGCUGUUGAGAAGAAAUUGAGCAGUGCUAUUAAGAAUUUACUGAAGCAAGAGAAGAAGGCUAAGAAGAAAGAAUUGCAGAAAGAUUUGGAAGAAGAAAAGGACGAGCUAGUUUUUAGUUUACUAGAAACUAAAACUGUAACAAGAAAGCAGAAACCUGACAAAAAUGAAGUGCCUUCAACACCUCACAAAUCAGCAAAAAAGAAAAAAAUGACCAAAAAUGAUUUGAUAGAAGAGACAUUGAGGCUGAUGAAGCAAGAAUUACAUACAGAGUAUGAAUCUGAUUUGGAAACCAGUGUGCCUAAAAAGAAAAAACAUAAAAAAAAGUCACAUAGAACUAUAGAUGUAAACAUCAAACAAGAAGUCGGAAGUGAGACUGAAUACAAAGAAAUGACACCGAAAGCACUUAGAAGAAUAUCCUUAGCAAAUAGUACAAUGUUACCACAUUCAUCCAAAAUUGAUAACUUUAAUCCCGAACUGAGUGGCAUCGCUGGUGUAUUUUCAGAAGAAUUGAUUUUUACCAAAGAAAAAAAGAAGAAAAAAGCUAAAGAAGUACCAUCUGAUGUUAGUAAUGGUGAAGAAUCAAUCUAUCAUUUACCACAGUCAAAGAAAAUUAAAAUCAAACAAGAACACAAUGAAGGUUCUCCAGUUAAGAAAAAAAAGAAAAAAAUUAUUGAUUGAUUUGCAUGUUUUGUUUUUUAAUGUAAAUAUUAUUUUAUUUUUUUGACAAUGUCACUUGUUAUUGUAUAAUGUCAAAUUUAAAACAAAUAUAUUAUUUUAUAAGUGAAAAAAACAUUAAAAUGAUGCUAGGUGCCUAAGAUGGUAGAGGGUAUUUACAAGAGCCUGAUAAAAUUUUGGUAUCAGGAUAACAGAGCAGCAAGGUUUUUUAAAAAUGGUGGGAAAAUUAGGUUUCUAAAUCAAGUUACUGAAUAAUUUAGGGUAACGAAAAAUUAGUUCCAUAAUCAAAUAGUUACUGUCAUUCAGGAUAACACAAAAUUGAUGGAUUUUUAAAUUUUAACUCAUAAACUGCUUUAUAUAGAGACAAACGACAUAAAGCACUAUUCUGUCUGUUUGUAUAAAUUUAUAAAAUAAUCAGAUAAUUAGUAACUGAGGAAAACAAAAAAUAAAUUACUCUUAAGAGAUAGAAAGUAAGGUAAAUAGUGAUGGUUAUGGGCACUAUUUGGUCAUCAACACCUGUUUUAAAUUAAAUAUAAUUUUAAAUGAAAACAAAAACUAAUUUAAUCCUUUAUUUAAAUUGUCCAAAAUUGGUAAAUGAUAGUACAUAACUUUUCGACCACUUGGCAACUUGUACACAUACACUUUAUUUUCACAGCUAACUUUCUUAUUACUUUCUUCACUUAUUGUUUUUCUCUGCAAAUUAUUCUCUUUUGAUAAUUCAGCAAAGGAUUUGUUCUUGGACGGAGAGGUUGCUGUACCAUUAACAUCAAUAGUAUAAGGUAUUUUCUCAGAAGUUUGAUCUAUUUGCAGACUUUCUUCAUCAGAAUUUUUACUAAAUUCAUUUGGAAUUGAUUGCUCCGAGGUGACAACUUCCACAAUAUUACUAACCUACAUAAUUUAAUUAUUACAAAAAUCAUUUAAAGUGAAAAUAAUUUGAAAUAGUGUGUUUACCACUUGAUCCGGUACAGAAGGCAUUGCGUAUUUAUGAAGUCUAUUUCGCAAAGUACUUGUAAAGUCAUCGUAAGUAAAAUGGUCUUCACAUACGCGCAAUUCACGAUGGGUUGAUACAAUUCCUAGAAUGUUGAUCCAUUGUUGUCUUUUCUUAUCAGGAAUUCGAAAAAAAUGUUUAUUUAAACCCUGUUGAACAGGCCUGUAAUAUACGUUGUCGCAUGUUGGUACCAUACAUUUAUUCCUCUUCUCAUUCCUUACAGUAGAACUUGUUGAUAACAUUAUUUUUAAUAAAUAUUUUUGUUUUUAUUCAAAACUAUCUGUUCUUCUCAAUCACAGAACAAUCAGAACAUAGCAGUGACAUAUACAUCCGUCAAAUUUUCACAGUGUGUCCACAGAACUGAAAUAAGUUCUGUGAGUGUCCUAAAAAGUUUUAUACAAAUUUACGUGUCGGACUUGUGUAAGUCGUCCUUGAACUAAAAUCGAAGUUCGGUUACAACUUCUCGGAAGUUCUAGGUGGUUCUGGUGUUUGACUAGA
Molecule: messenger RNA, 3345 nt
Organism: Psylliodes chrysocephalus
Lineage: Eukaryota; Metazoa; Arthropoda; Insecta; Coleoptera; Chrysomelidae
Source: the annotation of a GenBank genome assembly